Messenger RNA from Pundamilia nyererei, 1813 nucleotides. RefSeq names its product tumor necrosis factor receptor superfamily, member a (gene tnfrsfa). The record is from RefSeq and is a predicted model, not a curated record. Gene Ontology annotation, biological process: TRAIL-activated apoptotic signaling pathway; positive regulation of apoptotic process. Gene Ontology annotation, molecular function: protein binding. Lineage: Eukaryota; Metazoa; Chordata; Actinopteri; Cichliformes; Cichlidae. The transcript has 10 exons. Bases 281 to 1633 code for a protein of 450 amino acids. Gene Ontology annotation, cellular component: plasma membrane; cell surface.
UCGAAUCAUGAAAAAAAAGGAAAAGCUCCUCGCUGGUGCUCAGAUCGUGUCUGUUUCUCCUCUCUCAGGAAAAAUCCGUAAAGUUUAAACACUAAAAGAAAAAAAGAAGAGUUAAACUCAUGAAAGAAACCGGGCGAAGGAGCGAGCGUAGGUCGAACUCGUGUCACUGUUUUCUUUUUCGCUGUAUGUGUGGGGUUUUUUAAAGACUUCAGAGUAGUUUGGGUUUUGUAAAGCGACUUUCCAGCUCUCUGGGAUUGUCUCUCAACGCGAAGCUCCCGAGAUGAACUUCGAUCCGGUGGUCGGGAAACUUCAUACCUUGACGAUGCAGGUGAAGGUGGCAGCACUCUUCAUCUGGGUUGUGUGUCGUGCAGCAGAACCUCCAGCAGCUCAGUGGUCCAAUGAAGCAUACGUAAACCGAACACUUCGACUACACAAAUCCUGCGUGGAGAAUGAACAGUACUUGCACCAGGGACUCUGCUGCCUCAAUUGCAAUGCUGGAACAUAUGUGCAUCAGCCCUGUGAAAGAGACCUAGAACUCGGGAUCUGUCUUCCAUGUGAACAUGGACAGACCCACACAGAGCACAACAACGGGAUGUUCCGCUGCUUGCCGUGUACUCACUGCCGCUCAGAUCAGGAGGAAAUUGCUUCCUGCACCACAACUGCAGACACUAAGUGCCAGUGCAAACCGAAUACCUUCUGUGUUCCGGACCAGGCCUGCGAAGUCUGCAAGCGCUGUGUCAAGUGUAAACCUCAUGAGGAGGAGGUAAAAAAGUGCACACCGUUUUCUAACAUAGUGUGCCGAAAACGCCCUCUGUCCCCCACACGAAUCACUCCGUCCCUUUCGCCCACGUUGGAUCCUCCGGCGAGCAUCGUUGUACCUCUGUGCAUUUUCCUGGCCAUCGUUAUCAUCAUCAUUAUCGCACUGGCUCUGUGGUGGUUCAUUUUCAAGCAGCGUUCAUGUGAAAUACCAUGCUUGAAGCUCCACUGCGAGUCCAGUGAAAUUGUCAAGAUUCCCAUUGAUGAGAGUGGAGCCACAGCAGAGGAGCGACAGAAUGAUCAAAACGCGGGUCUGGAAGGCGAGGAGUCCCGUCCAGACUCAAGGCCGCUCCUGCAGGAGACCCAGGCUGGGAUGACCAAGGCCUCCCCGCCCCUCGAAGAUGAAGACCGAGGAUUAGGGGACAGCUUGCCCAACACCACUAGUUCCUCUCAAACUAGCCUGUCAGCCCUUCCCACGGCGGUUUCCAACACCCCACACCAGAGCCCCGCUACCUUCAGACAGCUGCCUGCAGAUCUGGAUGAUCCUCUGCGAUGUCGACUGGUGCCACUACAAGGUUCUGAAAAAUCCCUGAGGAAGAGCUUUGAUUUGUUCGACGAGUACUUGGACGUGCGGAUCCACAACAAGUUCUUUAGAAUGAUUGGAGUCAGUGACAACCACAUUCGGCUUGCGGAGAGCGGCACUUCCAGUGAUAAAGUGUAUGAACUGCUGAAGAACUGGAUGCAGAGGCAGGGACUCCGAGCCGACAUCAACGACCUGCUAAACACUUUGCUGACUAUGGACCAGCGACGUUCAGCCGAGAGCAUCGCCUCCGAAGCCCUCCGAAGGGGCUACUACAAACACGCAGACACGCCCUGAAAAGCAGCGGGGACUUCAAAUGAAGUAAACACAAAGUACUUAAUACAAAAAGACAGCACACAGACACUGCCAGUGGACGUUGUGUCUCAUGAACAGGCUUACCUCUUUUGUGGCUGAUCGGCCACGUAUUCAAAAGCCAGUAGUUUAAAAAAAAAACAAAAAAAAAAACAAGACAAAAAA